Molecule: messenger RNA, 378 nt
Organism: Pseudogymnoascus destructans
Lineage: Eukaryota; Fungi; Ascomycota; Leotiomycetes; Thelebolales; Thelebolaceae
Exons: 1
Coding region: 1-378 (125 amino acids)
Source: RefSeq, a predicted model, not a curated record
AUGAAAGCCCAACUACAGAUACAGCAGGGCCCAGUACAAACUGUGAACCGCAGCUCAACUACCUCAUCACGGUCUCAUAUCCAGUCAACCUCCCGAAUCGCAUCACCCACCUCAGCGCAUUUCGAUCAUGACUCCAUCUCCUUCCCCCAGAGCGGCAACAACAAGCCCAAAGAGAAGGACGCCUUUGUGGUGAACUGCCUUGGCCCGGCUGUCCUCGCGGAUUUCCAGGCCCAGCUGGCGGGUGCGAAGGCGCUGGCAACGGUUGUUACUGCUAAGGUGUCGACUCUCCUGAAGCCGAUUGCUGCGCAGCUUGCGGGCAAGAUCUCGGCGAACAUCCAGCGUGGCUUUGAUGCUUACACCGGUGCUGCUGGGUGUUAG